Molecule: messenger RNA, 2058 nt
Organism: Capsella rubella
Lineage: Eukaryota; Viridiplantae; Streptophyta; Magnoliopsida; Brassicales; Brassicaceae
Product: probable folate-biopterin transporter 8, chloroplastic
Exons: 2
Coding region: 277-1890 (537 amino acids)
Cellular component (GO): membrane
Source: RefSeq, a predicted model, not a curated record
CUACACGCUUCUAGAUCCCUCUUCCUUCAAAAUAUCAAUUUUUCUUUUUUUUUUUGUCUUUUGAUUUGUUUUCGAUAUUGAGAGAUGAGAAAAUCUUAUUACGUCUCAUUCCCCAAAUCAACGAUGCUUAGUGUUUGCCCCAAAAAUUAUAUAAACACAAUCGAUACAUACAAAGCUUGUGACUCGAAGAAGGAUUCGUUUCUCUAAUAAGAGCUAAAGCUUCUUCCUUUAUCUCCUCCUCUGCUCUUUCAUCUCUCUGAAACGAAGGAAAGAAUCAUGAUAAAUCCUUUCUUAUCAAUCCAAAAAUCCUCAACCAAGUUCUUGGUACCACCACUUUCCUCCAUUAACAGGCAACAACUAGAAGAGAGGCAGAGAAAGAACAAUACCCUUUUCACGGUGGAAGCCAAACCAAGAAGAGCGACGACAUUCGCGUGUCUCUCCAUAAGGAGAAGAAGAAACAACAAUGGUGUGUUUGAAUCUGAAGACACGGCGAGGUUUGAACAAUUGGGUGGUAAAGGUAUCUCGCUUUUGUGUGGGCUAGGUUAUUGGGUACAAGGAUCAAGAUGUUUCCCAUGGCUUGCACUUAACUUCCAUAUGGUUCAUAGCCUCGCACUCCAACCAUCGACGCUUCAGCUUGUGCAAUACUCUUGCCUUCUUCCCAUGGUGGCCAAACCUCUCUACGGUGUUCUCUCAGACGUUCUUUACAUCGGAAGUGGUCGUAGAGUUCCUUACAUCGCCAUUGGAGCUUUUCUGCAGGUCUUGGCAUGGGGUUCAAUGGGGAUAUUUCAAGGUGCUAGAGAAUUCCUUCCUUCUCUAAUAGCAUUUGUCCUGCUAAGUAACCUUGGAGCGUCCAUCACUGAGGUUGCAAAAGACGCUCUUGUUGCAGAAUAUGGUCUGAGAUACCGAAUCAACGGACUCCAGUCUUACGCACUCAUGGCUUCAGCGGCUGGUGGAGUACUUGGAAACUUACUUGGAGGAUAUCUCUUACUCAAAACACCUCCUAAGAUCUCCUUUCUUGUGUUCUCUGGUUUGUUGUCUCUGCAGCUUCUUGUUUCUUUAUCUUCCAAAGAAGAAUCUUUCGGCUUACCACGGAUAGCAGAGACAAGCUCGGUUUUAGAUAGCAUAAAGAAACAGUUAUCGAAUCUGACGGAAGCAAUUCAGGCGGAUGAAAUCUCCCAGCCUUUGAUUUGGGCAGCAGUUUCCAUUGCGAUGGUCCCCCUUCUCUCGGGUUCAGUCUUCUGUUACCAAACUCAAGUUCUGAAUCUAGAUCCUGCGGUUAUUGGAAUGUCGAAAGUUAUUGGACAGUUGAUGCUUCUUGGUCUAACCGUGGUCUAUGAUCGAUACUUGAAGAUACUUCCCAUGAGACCGCUGAUCCAUAUCAUCCAACUCUUGUACGGUUUGUCGGUUCUCCUCGACUUUAUCUUGGUGAAGCAAUUAAAUCUCGGAUUGGGGAUCUCCAAUGAGGUUUAUGUGCUGUGUUUCUCGAGCUUAGCAGAGAUCCUUGCACAGUUUAAGAUCCUUCCCUUUGCAGUCCGAUUAGCCAGUAUGUGUCCGCAGGGGUGUGAAGGGUCAGUCACGUCUUUUCUUGCAUCAACUCUGUGUCUAUCACAAAUAGUUAGCGCAUUUUUAGGCGUAGGAUUGGCUAAUCUGAUCGGUAUAACAUCAAGUAACUAUUCAAACCUGCCUUCAGGGAUUCUCAUACAGUCUCUAGCAGCUUUGUUACCUUUGUGUUUCCUACACUUGGUGCCAAUGUCAGAGCCUGUGAUUGAGAAAGAAGGCAAAAGAGGUAUAAGUAAAAGAAGCAGGAGAAACAGACGAGUUGGGAGAGUAGUAGACAAAGAAAACGUUACUUAUCGACGGGAAAGAGAGUCAGAAGAAGCGCAAAGAUAGCAUAGUUAACAAUUUAGAAUAGUUGUAUAUUUUGUCAGUGUACUGUAUUUUGUCAGUGUUUCUUGCGGUUUUUGUUUGGCAGUUUUGUAAUGCCCAUUCGCCAAUAUCACUGAUUGUCAAUCCAACAAGAUAAUCAUGGUUCAUGAAUGUUAUCUAAAUUUGGAUGCA